AUGCGUCUCCCAUGGCUCCUCCUCUCUGUCUUGUUCCUCCACCUCAGCCGCACCUCCACCGCAGCGCCGCCGCGGAUGACGGAACACCGUGCCUUGCUCUCUGUCAAAGCCGCCAUCGCCGAGGACCCGCAGUCGGGCCUGGCGUCGUGGAAGGACUCCACGGAGCACUGCACGUGGAGGGGAGUCACGUGCGAUUCCUCGCGCAGGCACGUGACUGCGCUGGACAUCUCCGGCCUGGGCCUCGUCGGAACCCUUUCCCCGGACAUAGGCCAGCUCCGCUUCCCGCCGCAGCUUUACCGCCUCGGGAACCUCCAGGUCCUCGAUCUGUACAACAACAACUUGACCGGCGAUUGCCCCUCGCAGGCGCAUUCCCUCACCAAUCUCCGCCACCUGCAUCUCGGCGGAAACUUCUUCACCGGUCGAUUCCCGCCGGAGUUCGGCUCUUUUCCUCACCUUGAGUACUUAGCUGUUUCCGGUAAUGAGCUCACCGGAGAAAUACCGCCGGAAAUCGGGAACUUGACUCAGCUCAAAGAGCUUUACAUUGGGUAUUAUAACGCUUUCACGGGUGGAAUCCCUAAGGAGAUCGGGAAGUUGUCGCAGUUGGUGAAAUUCGACGCAGCCAACAGCGGGCUUACCGGUGAGAUCCCGCCGGAGAUAGGGAAUCUGCAGAACCUCAACACUCUUUUUCUGCAGGUAAAUGGACUUUCCGGCGGCCUCACAUCGGAGAUUGGCAACCUGAAGAGCUUGAGAUCAUUGGAUCUGUCAAACAAUGUGUUUUCGGGUGAAAUACCGCCCUCGUUUGCCGAGCUCAAAAACUUAACCCUCUUAAACCUUUUCAGGAACAAGCUCACUGGCUCUAUUCCUGAUUUUAUUGGCGAGCUGCCGGAGCUACAGGUUCUGCAGUUGUGGGAAAAUAAUUUCACCGGAACUAUUCCUCCCAACUUGGGAACUAACGGGAAUCUUCAGGAAGUCGAUGUUAGUUCAAACAAACUGACUGGAAACUUGCCCCAGACUAUUUGUAAGGGCAAUCAGCUUCACACAUUAAUCACUCUCGGAAAUUUCCUCAUCGGCCCGAUUACUGACUCGCUGGGUCAAUGCGAGUCACUGAGUCGGAUUCGAAUGAGUUAUAACUAUCUUAAUGGGUCCAUUCCAAAAGGGCUAUUGAGUCUGCCUAAACUCACUCAAGUUGAGCUUCAAGAUAAUCUUCUUUCUGGUGCUUUCCCUGAGACCGACGGACAAUCUACGAGUCUUGGGCAGAUUACUCUCUCGAACAAUCACCUCACGGGGCCUUUGCCGCCAAGCAUUGGCAAUUUCGUGGCCGUUCAGAAGCUCUUACUCGAUGGGAACAAAUUUUCAGGCCCAAUCCCGGCUGAAAUUGGGAAAUUACAGCAGCUCUCUAAGAUGGAUUUGAGCCACAACGAAUUCUCGGGCCACAUUGCAUCCGAGAUCAGCAAAUGCAAGCUGUUGACGUUUGUGGACCUCAGCCGGAAUCAGCUGUCUGGUGAUAUCCCUUCAGAGAUCACUGGUAUGAGAAUCUUGAACUACUUGAAUGUGUCUAGAAAUCAUUUGGUGGGUGGCAUCCCUUCAUCCAUUGCUAGCAUGCAGAGUUUAACCUGCGUGGAUUUUUCUUACAACAAUCUCUCUGGUUUGGUUCCUGAGACUGGCCAGUUUAGUUAUUUCAAUUACACCUCAUUUCUGGGCAAUACUGAUCUCUGUGGCCCGUAUCUGGGGCCCUGCAAGCCGGGUAUUGCCGGAGGUCCCACUAGGACUCACGAGAAGGGGACUUUCACCCCCUCCAUGAAGCUUGUCCUCGUGAUUGGAUUGCUUGUUUGCUCGAUCCUGUUUGCUGUGGCAGCCAUCAUCAAGGCCAGGUCAUUGAAGAAGGCGAAAGGGACCCGUUCUUGGAAGCUCACUGCCUUCCAACGUCUGGAUUUCACUUGCGAUGAUGUCUUGGAUAGUCUCAAAGAGGACAACAUUAUUGGCAAGGGUGGGGCCGGAAUUGUUUACAAGGGUGCUAUGCCCAACGGGCAAAUGGUGGCCGUCAAGCGGCUGGCGACAAUGGGCCGCGGCUCCUCUCACCAUGACCAUGGUUUUAGUGCCGAGAUACAGACUCUGGGGAGGAUCAGGCACAGGCACAUUGUUCGUUUACUGGGAUUCUGUUCAAAUCAUGAGAUGAACCUGCUGGUGUACGAGUACAUGCCCAAUGGGAGCCUGGGUGAGAUGCUCCACAGCAAGAAAGGAGGCCACUUGCAUUGGGACACACGGUACAAGAUAGCGGUAGAGGCCGCCAAGGGUCUCUGCUAUCUGCAUCACGACUGCUCGCCUUUGAUCGUCCACCGUGAUGUCAAGUCGAAUAACAUACUCCUGGAUUCGGGCUUUGAGGCCCAUGUUGCCGAUUUUGGGCUUGCCAAGUUCUUGCAGGAUUCUGGGACAUCCGAGUGCAUGUCGGCCAUUGCCGGUUCUUAUGGCUACAUUGCUCCCGAAUACGCAUACACACUCAGGGUGGACGAAAAGAGUGACGUGUACAGCUUCGGGGUUGUUCUCUUGGAACUCGUCACGGGCCGAAAGCCCGUUGGCGAGUUUGGGGACGGGGUGGACAUAGUGCAGUGGGUUCGGAAAAUGACAGAUGGGGUCACUGAAGGCGUGCUCAAGAUCCUCGAUCAAAGGCUCCCGACUGUCCCACUCCAUGAGGUGAUGCACGUCUUUCAUGUGGCGAUGCUCUGUGUGGAGGAUCAGGCAGUCGCGCGCCCUACCAUGCGGGAGGUUGUGCAGAUGCUGACCGAGCUGCCCAAGCCACCCGAUGCAAAACUAGAAGACUCGAAGGAUUCUGAUGUGGCUCAACCGAAAUCGGGUUUGGAGUCUUCCGAACUACCUGUUCCGGAUCUCCUCAGCAUUUGA
Messenger RNA from Striga hermonthica, 2898 nucleotides. NCBI's taxonomy places the organism in Eukaryota, Viridiplantae, Streptophyta, Magnoliopsida, Lamiales, Orobanchaceae. The record is from the annotation of a GenBank genome assembly.